AUGGAGGUGAGCAAGCACCAUGCGAGCAUUUUUGCCAUUGUGCGGAAGCGGGAGCCGGAUCUCCCGCCGUCGUUCUCGGUGACCGAUACAGGGUCGACGCAUGGAACGUUUGUCUACCGCCCGAAAAAAGAGUCGCCGAAACCUAUGCAUCCGAAUAGCCUCGCCAGGAUUCCAAACGACGCGUUUGUGCGCCUGUCGCCUGCCAAGCACGCGAGCCGGCCGUUUACCUUGCAGCACCUCGAUGUGAUCCGGUUCGGCGUACAGAGCAAUGCGUUUGAAGUGCACAUGCACGGCACAGCGUGGGGAAGCUGCCCCGCAUGCCAGCUCUCGCCGGAUGGUGCGAAUGAAAUUUCGCUCGCACCGCUGGCCGGCGAACGAAACAAGCCUUGCGGGGUGCAGAAAAAUGCGCCACCCGCCAAGAGUGCCAAGCAAAAGGCGGAAUUCGAUACCAAGCGGCACCUCAAAGCCCUCAAGGAGGUCUACCUCAAGCCGCUCCCCCUCUCGGACGAGUCCAAGAGCAUUUCGGCGGUGGGCGGCCCUGCGUACCGCGACCGCGCCUCGCUGCGCCGCGAACGGUACCCCGGCCUGCCCGACGUGAAGCGCGACGUGCCCCGCCCGGAUAUGCCGCCUCCUGCCGCUCCACCCAAGGCGCUGGACGCCUCCAAUGUCGGCUACCAGCUGCUGGCCAAGAUGGCCGACGGUGCGGACCAUAUUCCCACGCAAGCCCCUAUUACGCCCGCCGUGAGCCAUCAGCAUACAAAGCGCUAG
Messenger RNA from Malassezia japonica, 768 nucleotides. RefSeq lists its product as uncharacterized. Bases 1 to 768 code for a protein of 255 amino acids. NCBI's taxonomy places the organism in Eukaryota, Fungi, Basidiomycota, Malasseziomycetes, Malasseziales, Malasseziaceae. The transcript has 2 exons. The record is from RefSeq and is a predicted model, not a curated record. Gene Ontology annotation, molecular function: protein binding.